Desarmillaria tabescens is the source of this 1855-nucleotide messenger RNA. RefSeq lists its product as uncharacterized. Bases 131 to 1687 code for a protein of 518 amino acids. The record is from RefSeq and is a predicted model, not a curated record. The transcript has 2 exons. Lineage: Eukaryota; Fungi; Basidiomycota; Agaricomycetes; Agaricales; Physalacriaceae.
AUUGCGGCGAUUUAUCCCGGCUAAACUUGUGGCGACGCUGACAUAAUUAUGACGGAACCAAGGCAUCCAAGUUACCACGUUCUCGCCUACCGUGCUUCACGUUGCUUUCCACCACUAUUAAGUCCAAUAUAUGAGCACACGGCCGCUCUCCCUACACGUCUCUGCGCUUAGUGACGGCGAGUACGCCGCAUAUACCUCGAUUCUCGAUGGCAUCGCACCGGCAGACGACGAGAACUUGAAUGUGCGAGAGACCAGAGCAUGGCUAAGGGGACGAUAUCCCGAUGCCCCGGUAGACAAUGUGCUCAAGAUUUUCUCACCGAAGCUGGCGUUGAAGGACACAUUGACGAGAGGACAGUUCUACGUCGCGAUGCGCCUUCUCGCGCAUGCGCAGGCGGAACCGGGACGAGAGCUGGAUCGAGGCCUGGCAUUUAUCCAGCCCCAACUACCCUCACCGCCAUUAUCAGCCUCCCCGCCGCCUCCUUCAACUUCGCCGCCGCCGCAAACUAAUCCAUUCACGCCUGGUCACCGUCCCAACAACCCUUUUACAGCUUCUCCGUCGCGAAGACCAUCGACGACGUCCUUGCCACCGCCACGACCACCUUCUAUCUCUCCCACACGGCGACCACCACCGCCUCUAAAACCGGCAUCAACCUCACUGCCUGCUACACCAGCACGACCAACGGCCCGAUCUACUUCACCUAACAAACCGUCUAUAUCCGCUCCAGCGCCAGAUCUUCCCCCACGCAAACCCAGCAAACCCCUCCUUCCCCCUCCAAAGAGGCCUGCCGUACCGCCUAAGCCAUCCGUAAAUGGCCCAGUUAUACCUCCGAAACCUUUGUUACAUACCAAUGGGAAAGUGCCGGUUCACACAACAGUAUUAAUGAAGCAAAGUCUGCAGGCGAGUAAACAAGGGAGUGCAAUGAAAAAGGCCGAGGAGAUGCUGGAACGAGAGAGGAUUAUUGGGGUGCUGAAAAGCUCUUCCAAUUCUGUGCCAUUGCAUAACUCCAAUAAUCCCUUCCCAGUCAAAAAGGCCAGUAGUUCCAGUUCCGACAGCGGUAGCAGGAGCGGAAGUGCGAGUGGAAAUCCACUUCCCAGCCCACCGAUGUCUGUGAGCUCCUUGGAACAAGUUGCACUGGCCACAGCCAAGUCGGGACCGCCUCCACGACACCCAGCGCUCAGUGAGGAUGGAAGUAGACCGCCGCCUCGUCAUCCAGGACUCAGUGAUGACGGAAACAUUGGGCGUGGACCUGCGAGUGUCUCAACUGGAACGUUAGGUCGGAGCAAGACCCUUCAUCAUCACUCAUCCUCAACUUCUUCCAUGGGUCUCAGUGCAUCCACCAUUGGACUUGGGAGCCGAAGGAAGAGACCGGAAAGUGUACAGCUUAUAGCAAGGGAAGCUGAAGACGGAGUGGCCUUCCUAUCGCGUCAUGCUAGCUUAGGUCCUGGUCUUCAGAAAAAGCUUCACGGACUUCAAGGAUUUGUGGAAACCCAUGAGCGGAGAGAGUGGGGAAAACGUGGCGUGCAGGAGGAGAGAGAGGGUCUGAUGUACGAAGAAAGACUUCCGAACGGAAGGUGGGGUGAUACUGUUGAAAGUGCUGAAAGUGGAGCAGAGACACCGACCGUUGAACUCGAGAGGGACAACCUGAAGUGGCCAGUGCAGGAGGACGAUGGAUGGAAACGGCUAUAAUAUUAUGCCGCUAGCUUUGGAGAGGUAUUCGUAUUUUUCGUGCUUCAUCAUGCCUUGUGUAUACUACAAUAUUACUUAUCUGAAGAACCUGCAGGUUACAUGUAUAUUAUUAAAUAAUACUCAUACUGGGAGAUCGGUGCAAUCUAGACAUCUGCAGUCAUCGAUUCU